AUCAUAGCAUAAAAUAAUUCAUCUCUCUCCACUCUCUCUCUUAUAGCAGACGCGCAGGCCACCAAACUCAACAGAAGCUACACCAGCAGAAGGCCAGAUUCUCCAGUUACACAGAGAUAAAUCUGAAGGAAUAUACUUAUACAGAAACAGUUACUCACAUAGAGUUAGGUAUAUAUACACAGAGAUUAGAGAGAGAGAGGAAAGGAGACCUGCGUGCGAGUGUAUCUGAAGGCGUGAAGAAGCUGAUACAAUCACGACGAUAUCAGCAUUCCUUCUAAUAUGUAAUAUUCAGGCGCAUAAUGCCAAUUAGCUGCAGAGCUAACUGCUCAAGAAUCGGGAUCGGUUAAUCCAGCUAGCUCCGCAUUGAGUCUCACUGUAUCGCGAUCCGAAUAUUUGAAGUCUAAUUGGAAUGAGUUGAAGCUGGUUUCGAGUUCGGAUUGGAGGAUAUUUUAUCGAGGAUUUGAUAAUCGAGUGAAGACAGAGGAGCGGCGGAGCAAUGGAUGAAAGAGGAGGAGAAGGAGGAUCGUUUGUGGCGGUGCGGCGAAUUUCCCAAGGACUCGAUCGAGGAAGUGCCUGUCAUUCUACAGGAUCUGCUGCGUGGCUAGGGAGAGGCCUUUCAUGUGUCUGUGCUCAAAGAAGAGAUUUUGAAGAUCAGCCAUCGUUUGAGUUGACGCCUGCACAGGAAGAAUGUCUACACAGGCUACAGAACCGCAUUGAUAUUGGUUAUGAUAGUUCUAUUCCUGAGCACCAGGAAGCUCUAAAGGCAUUGUGGCAUGCUGCCUUUCCCGGGGAGCAACUAUACGGUUUAAUAUCAGAACAGUGGAAAGAAAUGGGUUGGCAGGGUAAAGAUCCAUCAACAGAUUUUAGGGGUGGUGGUUUCAUAUCAUUGGAAAAUUUGUUAUACUUUGGAAGGAACUUUCCGAAAUCUUUUCAGGAUCUUCUUCAGAAGAAAGAGGGUGACCGGGCAAUGUGGGAAUACCCCUUUGCCGUAGCAGGUGUCAACAUCACAUUCAUGCUUAUUCAGAUGCUUGACUUUGAAGCAGUAAAGCCCAGAACACUUGUGGGAGCAACCUUCUUGAAGUUGCUUACAGAGAACGAAUCAGCUUUCGACCUUCUGUAUUGUAUAACGUUCAAGCUAAUGGAUCAUAUAUGGCUUGACAUGCAUGCUUCUUACAUGGAUUUCAAUACUGUGAUGAAAGCUACUCGCCAUCAGCUGGAGAGGGAGCUUCUCCAGGAAGACAUUGUACGCCUUGAGGACCUGCCCUCUUAUAGCCUUCUUAGUCGGUAACAAAGUGCCCAACUCCCACGUUUGUUUGAAGGUACGAGCUGAUAUGUCCAACACCAGAAAAUGCUAUGUUGCUGGAUAAAAUCCCAGUUUUGGUGCUUCCGACUAAAUAGAUAGUUUUGCUGAUCAAAUUGGAGUGGUGGCGCACCGGUACCAGAAUUUAUAUGUUUGAUGUGUUUGCUUUCUUACCUUUUCACUGGCUUUUCGUUUCUUAGGGAAUGGGGACAAUGAUCCUAGCAAGUGAUGCUAAAGCAUAUGCUUAUUAAUGCUCUUCAUUGUUGUGAGCUUUUCAUAGCAAAUUUACAAGCAUUACAUUCUCUGUUAAUCACUUAAUCUAUAUGUGAAUCCAUCUUUAUGACA
This is a messenger RNA of Salvia hispanica, 1645 nucleotides long. RefSeq lists its product as uncharacterized. NCBI's taxonomy places the organism in Eukaryota, Viridiplantae, Streptophyta, Magnoliopsida, Lamiales, Lamiaceae. The record is from RefSeq and is a predicted model, not a curated record.